Arabidopsis arenosa is the source of this 2500-nucleotide messenger RNA. NCBI's taxonomy places the organism in Eukaryota, Viridiplantae, Streptophyta, Magnoliopsida, Brassicales, Brassicaceae. The record is from the annotation of a GenBank genome assembly.
GUGUUCUUCUAGCUUCUAUGCAUUUUAAAGUUUUUACCUUUGGAGGAAAUUCACAUUCUCUCGUAAAACGAUUUUGCUUUAUUUUCCGUUCUCUUUCGAAUCUUCUAUUUCUCUGUGAUUCAAUGAUCUGAAAAAUCUAAAAAAGGAUAUGGAUUUAACUUUUUAUCUUGUUCAAACUCAUUUAUGAUCCCAAAUUUGUUCGUUUCAAAAGAUUUGUUACCUGCACAAGUUAAUUCCAUUGAUUUCUUGAAGAUACAGUAUCUCUUGCUAAAGAAGAUGGAUUCUGGUUGCAACUUUAGCUUGGGGACAAACACUGUCUUGUCCAAAGACAGUUUCAAGAAUGUGGAGAACAAAUUUUUGGGUCAGAAGAUCAAAGGAAGCGUCUUGAAACAAUUUUCUUCAGAUUUGAGUUCCAAGAAGUUCAGAAAUCGAAAAUUGAGGCCCGGUGUUGCUUACGCGAUUGCUACUUCAAAGAAUGCUAAAGAGGCAUUGAAACUACAGCCUUCGAUGUUUGAGAGAAGAAGAGCAGAUCCAAAAAAUGUGGCUGCAAUCAUUCUAGGAGGAGGCGAUGGAGCUAAACUCUUUCCUCUUACCAAGCGAGCAGCAACACCGGCUGUUCCUGUGGGUGGAUGCUAUAGGAUGAUCGAUAUCCCAAUGAGUAAUUGCAUUAACAGCUGCAUAAACAAGAUUUUCGUACUGACUCAGUUUAACUCGGCUUCCCUCAAUCGCCAUUUGGCUCGUACUUAUUUUGGAAAUGGCAUAAACUUUGGAGAUGGUUUUGUUGAGGUUCUGGCUGCUACACAAACUCCUGGUGAAGCCGGGAAAAAGUGGUUUCAAGGAACAGCAGAUGCUGUGAGAAAAUUUCUGUGGGUGUUUGAGGAUGCUAAGAACAGGAACAUUGAGAAUAUACUCAUCUUGUCUGGAGAUCACCUAUAUAGAAUGAACUAUAUGGACUUUGUUCAGUACCAUGUUGAUAGUAAAGCGGAUAUUACUCUUUCGUGCGCGCCAGUAGAUGAGAGCCGUGCAUCGGAUUAUGGACUGGUCAAUAUUGAUCGAAGCGGGCGUGUAGUUCAUUUCUCUGAGAAACCAACUGGCAUCGAUCUGAAAUCAAUGCAAACCGAUACUUCUAUGCUUGGACUGUCUCAUCAAGAAGCAGCGCAAUCUCCAUACAUUGCAUCAAUGGGAGUUUAUUGUUUCAAAACCGAAGCUUUACUGAAGCUUUUGACACAGCGGUAUCCGAGUUCCAAUGACUUUGGAUCUGAAAUUAUUCCUGCAGCUAUAAGAGAUCACAAUGUUCAAGGAUACAUCUACAGAGACUAUUGGGAAGAUAUCGGAACUAUAAAGAGUUUCUAUGAAGCUAAUCUUGCUCUUGUCGAAGAGCAUCCCAAGUUUGAGUUUUACGAUCAGAAUACGCCUUUCUACACUUCUCCUCGGUUUCUACCACCCACCAAAACCGAUAAAUGCCGGAUUGUAAAUUCGAUAAUCUCACACGGAUGUUUCUUGGGAGAAUGCAGCAUCCAACGUUCCAUCAUUGGUGAAAGGUCACGUCUUGACUAUGGUGUUGAGCUUCAGGAUACUCUUAUGUUAGGAGCAGAUAGUUACCAAACCGAAUCUGAGAUCGCGUCUCUGCUCGCGGAAGGAAAUGUUCCAAUUGGCAUUGGCCGAGAUACAAAGAUCAGGAAAUGCAUCAUUGACAAGAAUGCAAAGAUCGGGAAAAACGUGAUGAUCUUGAACAAAGAUGAUAUUAAGGAAGCUGAUAGACCAGAGGAAGGAUUCUACAUUCGAUCUGGAAUCACUGUGGUUGUCGAAAAGGCCACCAUUAAAGAUGGAAAGAAACUUGGGGAUGUCAAUUGUGUAGACAAGAUGGACGAAAGCGGAGGCGAUAGUGGUUCAGUAGCUACGCCUGUUCAACAGCGAGCACAUGAGGCAUGGAGGAUUUACCAACACUAUCUUGACAAGACUACACCUCAUGCAAAUUACAGGUGGAUUGGAACUCUUGUCGUCGCUCUUAUCUACUGUUUGAGGGUUUACUAUAUUCAGGGUUUCUACAUCAUCGCCUAUGGUCUUGGGAUCUACCUUCUCAAUCUGCUUAUCGGGUUCUUGUCCCCUCUUGUUGAUCCUGAGGCUGGUGGUGUCUCGGAUGGGCCUACUCUGCCUACUAGAGGUUCUGAUGAGUUCAAGCCUUUUAUUCGCCGUCUCCCCGAGUUCAAAUUCUGGUACUCCAUGACAAAGGCUUUUUGCAUAGCCUUCCUCAUGACAUUCUUCUCGGUGUUUGACGUUCCUGUGUUUUGGCCAAUUCUGCUGUGCUAUUGGAUCGUUCUCUUUGUUCUCACCAUGAGACGCCAGAUCGCCCACAUGAUCAAGUACAAGUACAUCCCUUUCAGCUUCGGCAAACAGAAAUAUGGUGGACGGAGCAGCAGCGGCUCACGUGCGGAUUGAUCUGACCAUUUAGCCACUUUUUUGUUUUUGCAAAAAAGAAAAAGAAAACUGUUAAGAAUAU